AGCGAGACUAGGAAUUGGAAGUUAGAACUGGGUCAGCAAUCCUCAUCAUCAGUUCAUCAUCUACCAUAAACCCAUCAUCAUCCUUUAAUAAGUCCUCCAGUUGACCUCAUCACUUGCUCUUCUUUUGCCUUUUUCUCUCUCUCAAUCUGCUCUCUGAACUCUGGGUGUGCUUCAAAGCCUUUGAGAACCGAACAGAUGGGUUUGUUGGUUGUGGAAGAUUAGGGAAGAGCAGGCUUGAUAGAGUUAUGAAAGACUUUAUUCUUGAUUUUGAGUACUUGGCAGUGGGAUUGGAUUGGUAUUUUGGGGAUUUUUUCCACCUUGUUUCAGAUGAAUUGCUAGCUUUCUGUAUGGUCUUUGCCUCUUUAUCUGAAGAUCUUCUUGUCCAUUUUUAUUCCCAAAUCUUGAUUGCUUAAGUUAAUUUCCUACAAAAAUGGGAACUUUAUUGCUGUGAGAGUGUGAUUCUGAAAGUACUGUACUUAACUUGUUAGUGAAGAAAUUUCCUCCAAAGAUUGAAACUUUAUUGUUGUGAAAUUGUGAUUCUGAAGGUACUUGUUGCUGAAGAAAUUUCCUCCAAAAAUCGAAACUUUAUUGUUGUGGAAUUGUGAUUCUGAAGGAUAUGGUUUUGGUGGCUUGGUGCUAGGGAGAUUGAGGUGUAUUGGUGGUUUGAGAGAUUUGAUUAGGUAGUAUAGAUUGAAGAUUGAAAUCCGUCGAUUUCAUAGAUGGAUUCAUCGAAAAAAGGUGUUAGUUAUUGCUCGGUAACGAAGGGGGGUCGAGUUUUAUACACAUACAAUGAGGGAGGGCUUGAGAUUGAGAACUUGGCUGCGCUAUGCUUAGAGAAGGCGCCUCCCCACCACAGAUGGUAUUUCCAGACGAUGGGUAAAAUGACGUUUUGUUUUCUAAUGGAAGAUGGCUAUGUUUAUUUCGCAAUUGCAGAGGAGGCUCUUGGAAAUGCGGGAGUUCUUCGGUUUCUUCAGAACCUGAGACACGAAUUCAAGAAGUUUGCGAGGAGGGGUUCUAGCAGGAGCAUGUCGAGUCUGAGCUCGCUAAGUUCUGUCCAGGAACAGCUAGUUCCCGUCAUUCGGAAUCUGAUUACCUCGCUGGAGCAUGUCUCGGGCGGUGACACCGACUGGCCUGCCGGUGGUUCCUCCCCGAAUCGAGAUGACGUCUCCGCCUCCGAUGCAAACGGGCAAAUCGAGGGCGGUUCCUCGACGAGAGCGCCUCUAUUGAGCAAGUCUGGCAAGUACGACAAGAAGAAAAAGAAGGAGCACGCUAUUGCUAUGAGGGAUAUCGAGAUGGAGGAGCACCGGAUGUCUACGGACAGGGCUAGGGGAGUUGAUUCAGGAGCCCGGGAUUGUAACAGCUAUGGUGCAGCGGGCUCUCCACUGUCCUUAACGAAGGAAUUUGGGUCGGGAAGGACGAGGGCAACUAACCCGAACUUCCAAAAGAAAUGGUGUCGCCUAGUUAGGAUUAUUCUCGCUGUAGAUGCUGCCGUCUGUCUCCUCCUCCUCGUGAUAUGGCUAGUGGUAUGUGAAGGAACAAAAUGCCUCAGCUGAAACCCGAACUCUUCCUAUACAUUUCUUUCUGAUCGAAAUUUUCUUAUGAUGAAACGCUGCAAGGUAAGACCAAACGGAAAGGAGGCAUUGGCAUAUCUACAUCAAGCACAAUAUACACCCCGGCAUAUAUCAACUAUAAACCUCGUUUGUACAGAAACCGUGAGUUUGUAUACAACAUGAACCCGGUAGAACUCAAAGGAGUCGAAGCGAUUAUUGGAUCAUCGCAGUUCCUUUACAAUAAUUUGGUUUGUUUUGGCUGCACCUUUUGAUGUUGCAUUAUUAGAUGUGUGCAAAAAUCUCAGCUUGCAAUAAUGAGAAUGAUAUGAUGCUGCCCUUCUUGCAUUUA
Ipomoea triloba (trilobed morning glory) is the source of this 1899-nucleotide messenger RNA. Its product is annotated as phytolongin Phyl1.1-like. The transcript has 2 exons. Gene Ontology annotation, cellular component: membrane. Lineage: Eukaryota; Viridiplantae; Streptophyta; Magnoliopsida; Solanales; Convolvulaceae. The record is from RefSeq and is a predicted model, not a curated record. Bases 720 to 1553 code for a protein of 277 amino acids.